AUACUUAUUCAAGUUAGUGCCAAGAGAAUUAAAAUACUUAUUUUGUAUUAAGAAAUCAUGUCUGAUACUUCAGAAGAUGAGGAUUUAUCAAGAUUUAAGGAAGCAGUAGAUAACUCCUUCGUAAAAAUGAUUGAUACGACACGAGGAACAUGUGUAACCAAUUCUGAAGAAAAAGAUAUGAGCAAACUCAAAUCAGAGAGAUAUCUGGAAGUGGCCAGUCACUACAAUGAUGUGAAAGUACCCGAAGAACUACAGAGACAAAUAGGAGCAAAAAUAUCUAAAAUUAUUGAUAGAAAUAUAAAAUUUGUUGAUAUAGAACAAAAUGGCAUCAAGAAACGUAAAAUCAAAGGUGGAGUGAAGUUAUUCAAAGAUUCUGAUAGUUUCUUAUCCUGUGAAGAUGUAAAGGACACAUACACUGAGAAACACAAUGCUGAAUCAAAGAAUAUGAAAAAAAAGCGAAGAACAAUAGAAGAUAGUGCUGAUAAUGAACUUGAUAAAAUAAGCGCUGUUGCCGUGAGCGGAGAAUACGUGCUAUCCAAAGAAGAGAUUAAAUGUUGGAAAUCAAGGAGGAAAGAGAAAGUAUUUAAAUAUAAAAAACAAGAUAAAAGUAAGAUACUGACAGCAAUCGAAUAAA
Achroia grisella is the source of this 634-nucleotide messenger RNA. RefSeq lists its product as uncharacterized. Bases 58 to 633 code for a protein of 191 amino acids. The transcript has 4 exons. The record is from RefSeq and is a predicted model, not a curated record. Lineage: Eukaryota; Metazoa; Arthropoda; Insecta; Lepidoptera; Pyralidae.